Molecule: messenger RNA, 390 nt
Organism: Cryptococcus amylolentus CBS 6039
Lineage: Eukaryota; Fungi; Basidiomycota; Tremellomycetes; Tremellales; Cryptococcaceae
Exons: 1
Coding region: 1-390 (129 amino acids)
Source: RefSeq, a predicted model, not a curated record
AUGUCUGGGAACCUUGGUGUUCCUAUUGUUGUGGAAAAUGUUUUCAUGGUCCCUGGGCUUGGCUUCAACCUCUUGUCGGCCACCCCUUUCGACGCUCUUGGCUAUCGCCAGACCCUCAAGGAUGGUACUAGAGUGAUUGGUCCUCCCUCCAACCCUGCGCUUUUGCGUGCCCAGCUCGUCGCCAACUCUUGGGUUCUUGAAGUCACUCGUCCGCCUACUCCUGCUCUUCCUGCAGUGAUUGCGCCCACUGUUUCUACUGGCCGGCGCUCAGCUAUUGCCGUCUGGCACCGCCGUCUUGGCGAUAUUGCCAUGGGUGCCAUCAGACGUGUUGUGGGGAAACGGGACCUGUUCGGAAUUCUCCAUCAUUCCUCUCCUCGUCCAGUCUUCUAG